CCCCGCUGACGACAUCAACAGCAAAAGGUUCGACCUUUUCUCGGAGGCACAUUUGUUAUCUGCAUGCGCAACUUCUCACCGUGGUCAGAUUUUUUUUCCUCGGUUUUGUGACCCUUUUUUUUUUAACUGCGCAUCGUCCGAACCUACAAACGCCCAACGAUUUUUCCACUGCGAGAUUAGGUAGUCGAGACGCGAAAUAGAACUCUUCACCAUGGAGAUAACCGUAGACGACUUGCCGGGCCUGCUUGAGAAUGACACGUCGGUUAAACUGGCCGGUAUUGACGCCGAUGGCAUGCUGCGCGGCAAGCUCGUCUCCAAGAAAAAGUUCCUUUCCAUCGCCCAGAGCGGCUUCGGUUUCUGCUCCGUCAUUUUCGGCUGGGACAUGCACGACAUGACCUACUUGCAGGAGCUGAAGGUCAGCAACAAGGAGAACGGGUAUAGAGACAUCAUUGCCGUGCCGGACCUCAGCAGCUUUCGGCGUAUCCCCUGGGAGAACAACGUGCCAUUCUUCCUGGUCAGCUUCUUCGAUCCCCUUACCAAGGAGCCGGUGCCGGCAUGUCCGCGGGGAUUGCUCAAGACGCAGCUGGACAAGCUGGCAACCAAGGGCUUCGGCGCCAUGGCCGGGGCCGAGUACGAGUUCUACCAGUUCAAGACGCCGUUAUCCAACGGCAAGCAAUCCACCGCCGCAUACCUCCAAGAGAACCCACCCCACUCGCUCCCGUCCUUGACUGAAGGCAUGUUCGGCUACAGCCUGACGCGACCCGUCCACAACCAAGAUUACUACUACGACAUCUUCAACACGUGUCGGGCAUUCAAGUGCGACAUCGAAGGGUGGCAUACCGAGAGUGGGCCGGGCGUCUACGAGGCCGCGCUGGAAUUUGGUGAGCUUGGACAGAUGGCGGACCGGGCGAGCCUGUUCAAGUAUGUCGUCAAGUCAUUGGGGAUUAAGCACGGCAUCACGCCUUGCUUCAUGGCCAAGCCCAAGCAGGGGCUCCCGGGCAACAGCGGGCACAUGCACAUCUCGCUGGUCGAUGCGAACGGGGACAACCUGCUGUACCGCGGCGAGGCGGACCCGAACCCGCCCUACCCGGAUGUGGCCUACCUCUCCGACCUGGGGCGGCACUUUCUAGCCGGCAUCCUGGAGGGUCUCCCGGACGUCAUGCCCAUGGUGGCGCCCACGAUCAACAGCUACAAGCGCCUGGUCGAGAACUUCUGGGCGCCCGUCACGGUCUCGUGGGGCCUGGAACACCGCGCCGCCUCGAUCCGACUGAUAGCCCCGCCGACCUCCAAGCCGGGGGCCACGCGGUUCGAGGUCCGCGUCCCGGGGGCGGACGCCAACCCCUAUUACGUGCUGGCGGCCGUUCUCGCGCUGGGCUGGCGUGGCGUCGAGAAGAAGUUGGACUUCCCUUGCCCUCCCCUCGGCAAGGGCGAGGAUGUGGGCGGCAGCUCGGAUAUGGGCGUCCGGCUGGCCAAGACGCUGCGCGAGGCGAACGAUAGGUUCAUGCGCAAGGGCAGCAUCGCGCGCGAGGUGUUUGGCGACGAGUUUGUGGACCACUUUGGGGGCACGAGGGCCCAUGAGAUUCGGCUGUGGGAUGAGGCCGUGACAGACUGGUGAGCUCUCUCUCUCUCUCUCUCCUUCCUUCCCUCCCUCCUCUUUCCUCCCGCGCCCCCUUUUUCUGCAUCCCACUCUCUUCUCCCC
Molecule: messenger RNA, 1699 nt
Organism: Thermothelomyces thermophilus ATCC 42464
Lineage: Eukaryota; Fungi; Ascomycota; Sordariomycetes; Sordariales; Chaetomiaceae
Exons: 2
Coding region: 212-1615 (467 amino acids)
Molecular function (GO): glutamine synthetase activity
Source: RefSeq, a predicted model, not a curated record